Molecule: messenger RNA, 2807 nt
Organism: Striga asiatica
Lineage: Eukaryota; Viridiplantae; Streptophyta; Magnoliopsida; Lamiales; Orobanchaceae
Source: the annotation of a GenBank genome assembly
AAGUUUGAGCCAUUUUUUGUGUUAUUUAAUAACUAUUUGGUGUGUGGCUAUGAGGAUUUCAAACUUCUAUUAAAUGGGUCCAUUUAUUGAUUUCAUUAUUAUAUUAUAUCAAUCCCCUUCUACCUACAACUCUAUCUGAUUUUUCUGCAGGAAGAAAACCCAAUUUUUAUUUUGAUGGCUUCUUGUUAAUAAUGCCUUGUUGUCCUUCAAAGCUGUAUGACCCUCUGUGCCUUUGGGUCCUGAAAAAAUGAAUUACCUUGUGGUUAAUGUGAGAAUCUCUUGUGAAAAAGAAGAGUCUUUUUUUUUUCAAGAAAGUGAGGAGAGAUAAAUUUGGGGCUCUGAAGAUUCAUGAUUCUUGAUGGGUUUCUCUUUUUCUCUCUGCAAGCUCUGAAAUUUUCUCUGUUUUUUUAUUUUCUUGGGGUUUGAAUAUCUUGGAUGAAAUCCCCAUUUUGCUUUGUUUCUUUUUGCCCUCCUUUGCUUGUUCAUGCAAGUAAAAACAGCUCACUUUAUGGCAUUUGUUUUGGACUUUUAUUCUUUGUUACGUAGUACUCUCAGAAUUGCAGUGGGGCUUUGAUGAAAAGUACUUUCCACUGGUUUUUUUUAAGUGCAUGAUGUUGCUUUUUCUUCAUUGUUUUAGCUUCUUUUUAUUACCUUAUUCUUUAUGGUAAAAGGGUAAAAAUAAGAAAGAAUCCAAAGAAAAGUACCCAAAAGAAAAAUAAAAGCUAAAAAUUUCAAAAAAAAAUAAAAAAAAUAAAAAUUCAGGUGCCCUUUUGAUUGUACACUGUUUGGAGAAGAAAGGGUAACCAAUGAUUUCCUACAUAUGGUUUAUUAUCAUAUAAGAUUCAAAGCCUCUGCCUUUAUGCUUUGUAUGGCAAGCAUCAUUUUGUAGUCAAAGCCAUAAAAAAGAUCGUAUUUUUAAUCAUAUUUUACCUGCAAUAUAUGUUCAGCUCUUACAUUUUUCCAGCAAAGGCCUGAAGAAGUUUUUCUCCAUAUUUGAAGCAACCACAGUUGUAUCUGUUCUUGAACUAUUUCACUCUCCCAAGUGUUACAAGGAGAUACAGUUUUUCUAUCCUUUCUCUGUUCUGGUGAACAAAGUUAAAGAAGCAAUCUUUAUCAACAAUGCAAAGAGACACAAAUGGAAAUAGUUCACAUUCUAUCAUCUCACAAGCAAACUCAUUCUCCACAGCCUUAACUCCCCUUAAUGAUUCCAAUUCAUUCGCUCUCCCGAUAACUCAUGGACAACCCAUGAACGUCUUUAAUUCUGCCGAGAUGGAAAAUCAAGUCACGAUAGCCACUCUCAACGAGUAUUACACCGCCCAACGAGGAAAAGUCGUUUGCAAUUUCCCAACCGAAGCAUCGUUUUAUCCUCUCCAACCCUUGGAUUUUCAGGAAACAAAUAAUACCCGUUUUUUCACGAAUCAAGAAAAUGUCACAACGAAAACCGGCUCGUCGAGCAUCGCGAACCCGUAUUACGAUGAGCCAAUGGGGUGUUACGGUUACGAGAGUAGUAGUAUAGAACCGUGGAAUUUGAACAAGCUUGUCGUCCCUCCAAAAGAGCUCUCUCUUAGUCUUGCAGCGCCUCCUCCCGUUAUUCUUCACAGGAGCUCGGAUUUGAGCUCUAACGGGUCGUGCAGCAGCAAAAACGUGUCUUUAAGCUUUGACUCUCGCGAGCAAGUACAAGUGGCGGCCCCCAGCUUGAGAUUCGUGCACGCCGUGCAGGAAAUACUUGCCGAGAUUGCACGUUACUCGCUCGAGAAUGUCGAUAGCACGAGUUACUAUUCCGGGUCCGAUUUUCCCGAGUUUUCACCCCAGGAUAAUAACCACUCGCACGAACACGAGAUCGUGACUCGGAAAAAGCACUUGCUGUCCUUAUUGCAAUUGGUGGAUGAUAAGUACAGCCAAUGCAUGGAUGAGAUCCACACGGUGACUUGUGCCUUUCAUGCGGUAACCGAGCUCGACCCGAACCUGCACGCUCGUUUUGUUCUCCCGGGAGUAUCCUUCAUGUACAGAAAUCUUAGAGAGAGAAUUAGUUCCCACAUUCUCUCUCUAGGACAGUCGAGCCAUCAAGAUCUGGGGGAAACGAGAGAUGACAGCUCGUUUGAGACGAGCUUCAUUCAGAAGCAAUGGGCCUUGCAACAGCUGAGCAAGCGGGACCAACAGCUGUGGAGGCCUCAAAGAGGACUGCCCGAAAAAUCAGUCUCGGUUUUGAGAGCUUGGAUGUUUCAAAACUUCCUUCACCCAUGCGGAGAAGCACUUGCUUGCUUUGAAAAGCGGUCUCACAAGAAAUCAGGUUUCGAAUUGGUUUAUAAAUGCUCGUGUUCGGCUAUGGAAACCGAUGAUAGAGGAAAUGUAUGCAGAGAUGAACAGAAGAAAAGCUCGUAGAAAUGAAGAAGCUGAGGGGAAUAAUCAUAGAAAUCUCAUGUGUUUUGAGGGUACAAGAUUUGCUAUGGAUUGAGUUGGGAUUAAGUGUGUUGAGGUUAUUAUGUUAUAGAAUCCUAAUUGCCCUUUUUGUUUUGUAUCCUACGUACGGAGGAUAUAGUAUAUAGUAUGGAGGAUAUGCUUACAAAUGUAUAUUUCCUCAGCUCUAAGGUAGUACGGACAUGUGGAUCUGCCAAAAUAUCUUAGUUAUAAUCGUCAAAUUUAAUUUGAUGGGAUAUAGUUUCUUUGCCUUCGCUCCAUUGAGGGUUGAGAUACGUCUUGUGAAGUUUCUUGUUAUUUCAUAUUUUUAACUUGAUAAUUGAGAUUAUGUAAUAAUGUCUAGGGUUUAAGGAGCCAUACUUGACUUACAUGAUUACAUUUGAUACCAG